Molecule: messenger RNA, 354 nt
Organism: Oppiella nova
Lineage: Eukaryota; Metazoa; Arthropoda; Arachnida; Sarcoptiformes; Oppiidae
Source: the annotation of a GenBank genome assembly
AUGCGUGAAGCUGCUAAGCGACUGCAAAAGGGCGGUAAAAUUAUUAAUUUAUCCAGCAGUGUGGUGGGGAUGAAGCUCGAAACUUAUGCUGCUAUUGAAUCCUUAACGGCUAUUUUAGCCAAAGAGUUAAGAGGAAAAAAUAUCACGGUAAAUGCAAUUGCACCUGGGCCUACGGCAACUGAACUUUUUCUUGAAGGCAAAAGUGAUGAAUUGAUUGCUCAGUUGAGCAAAGCUGCACCUUUAGAGCGUUUAGGCACUGUAGAAGAUAUUGCCGCAGUGUUGGAUUUCGCCGUAAAUGAAGCGAGUAAUUGGGUCAAUGCCCAAGUCCUUCGGGUCAAUGGUGGGAUCGUUUAA